CAAAGCCAACUUCAUUCAUGUCUUAAUAUAUUUUUCAGUUUCAAUUGUUUCAUAAAACACAUGAAAUUUUUUAAUUUAAAUUUUAUUUAUUUGUUGUCUUUGAGGAUGAACAUUUUUCCAGUCGUACUGAUUUUAUUUGCCGUGCGGUUUCUAGCAGUGCUCAGCGAUGAAACACGAUUAUUUACGUGUGAUUUUGAUCUUGUUACCCCAGAUGGUAAAGGAUAUACUAGCCCAUUGUCGCCUCAAUUCUUGAGCAGAAAAUGUGUUGCUAUCUACGACAAGAGGUUUACUGAUAGGACUACGUACGAUAUGUAUCUAGAAGAAGCCAGAGCAUUUAAAGAAUAUCUGAUGGCGAUUGAAAGUUAUGAGGCGAGAAAAUCUGGAAAGGAACUGUGUGCGAACAAAGAAUAUGCGCUCGAUAUCUGGGAACGACAGUUUUUCUACAAGCAAGUAGAUUUGUGUGACUGCUACAAGAAGAACAAUCAGGAAACUUUUCUGAAGUGCCUCACGGAUAAACGACGUGAACUGGCGAAUAUAAUAAAUACUUCCGAAUACUACUAAAUUGGGUCAUAUUUGAAAAGCUUUAUUAUGAUAUAAACAUGUAUACAAAUAUUUUCGUACUGAAUGCGAUUUAUAUAUGUGAAAUUUUUAGUGAAUGGUGUUUACAAUAUUUUUGAAAUAAACUGUACCAUUAUACAAAAUACAACAUUUGAAGAGCG
Messenger RNA from Bactrocera dorsalis (oriental fruit fly), 719 nucleotides. RefSeq lists its product as uncharacterized. Lineage: Eukaryota; Metazoa; Arthropoda; Insecta; Diptera; Tephritidae. The transcript has 3 exons. Bases 61 to 561 code for a protein of 166 amino acids. The record is from RefSeq and is a predicted model, not a curated record.